UAAAAAAUAAAAAAAAAUGGAUACUCAAAUAGGUUGCGCUAUCAAAGCCAGCAAUGAACUAGUAAAAAAUUUACAUCGUGAUGGAUUUGAUCGUGGAUGUAUUGCGACAUUCAACGAUUAUAUGACGGUUAGGCAGACCUUCACUAAAAAUAAAGCAUCACUUCAUCGUUCUCUUAACGGGAUAAAUAAUGCUAAAAAUGGCACUCGUCUUUAUGACAGUAUUGUUGACGUCAUACAAAUCUUUCGGAAUAGAGGUGAAGUUUCUCGUCCCUGGAUUUUGGUUGUCGUGACUGAUGGAGAUGAUAAUAUAAGCAGUCGAAGUUUACAUAAAUGCGCUCAAGAAACAUCAAGUCUAUUUACUACUAAGGAAUCUAAUAAUUUCUUGUUCCUUGUCGGAGUUGGAGAUGGUGUGAAUUCAGAAAAAAUGAAUGAGAUGGCUAGUGCUGGCAACUUCAUCUACAUCCAUGCCAAAGAUUUUUUCCUUCUUGAACUUAUAUUUUUGAAAAUUGCCAACAAAAUUACCACUUCCUUAUCUCUUUCGCUUGGGAACCUCACCGUCGGUGACCAUUCCGCGUCAUGGGCCGAAGUUCAAAGACACAGAAAUCUCAGCAAAGUAGCGAUCGAUUAUGCUCUCUUGAUUGACGUAUCGGCAUCCAUGAAUAGUCGUGUAAUAAGUUCGAAUAGUGUAACAAAUCUGAAUAGUGUAAUAACUCAUGCAACUCGUGCAAUUGGACAAUCCUUUGACUCUAGGAUUAUUAAUACUACAAAUGUAGCAUUAUUAGCAAGUUGGAUUGAUAAGAAACGAGGAAACCCUUAUAAUUUUAGUGAUUUACCUUUUGAAUUUAAGCUUAUUCAUCGUGCUAGUCGUGAUGGUUUUGGGAAUGACAAAUUUCAUAACAAUUGUGAUAAUAAGGGGCCAACCAUCGUUGUUAUUAAAGUUAAAUAUUCAGGAGAGAUAAUUGGCGGAUAUAAUCCAUUAGAAUGGCGUUGUGUUAAAAUAAAUGAAUGGAGUACUCUAUUGCCUAAUAAUCAUGAUUUUUAUAUUGAUCAACAACGUAGAACGUCAAAGAGUUUUAUAUUUUCACUAACAAAUCAAACAAUUAGUCGAGUAACUUUAAAUAACGAUGCGAUCAUUUGGAGUAGAAACAAAGGACCGUGUUUUGGCUUACAAGAUUUAUGUAUAACAAAUAAUUUUGGUAAAAGCGAACAACGUUCAUACGAAAAUAGAAUUAUUAACAAAAAAAAUUUUGAAAUAGAAGAAUAUGAAGUAUUUCAAGUUAUUGAUAAAAGACCUAGAUUUUCUAUUUUCUACUUUAUUUUUAUGAUUUUUAUGGGGAUUUUUAAAAUUAUUAAGUUUAUAUUUAUGAGAUUAUUUUUGGGAAUUUAUUGGACGUGUUAUAUUGUAUAUUGGAUUAUAUAUUGGAUUACAUAUUGGACGGUUAUAACACUAAUUUGCGUUGCAGGCAUAGGGUUGAUUGUUUCUAUUCUUGCACUUCCUAUUAUACUGUAUCUGUAUCUGGAAGCUGAGAUAGCUUGGGUUAUUCUUUCUGCCUUAUUUAUAUAUGCUCCAAUUUUGGGGCUUAUUGGGGAAUACUUGGUAAUUUGAUGUUCCAAUCACGUGAUAAUAUUACACAUGUGGUUCAGAUUUUGUUUUUAAAUAAAUACGUAUUUUAUGAUAUAUGUAUACAUAUAUUUUUUUAUUUCAUUUAUUCUGUAUUAAAUUCAUUGAUUAAAACUCGAAAUUAUUAUCUUGAAUU
This is a messenger RNA of Rhizophagus irregularis DAOM 181602=DAOM 197198, 1757 nucleotides long. RefSeq lists its product as uncharacterized. The record is from RefSeq and is a predicted model, not a curated record. NCBI's taxonomy places the organism in Eukaryota, Fungi, Glomeromycota, Glomeromycetes, Glomerales, Glomeraceae.